CACGUCCAGAUCAAUGAGAGAGGCCCGGCUCGCUCUUCCAGGAAGAAGAAGAAGGGAUUAUUAACCAGCGCGCCGCCGACAUGUGAAGGGAAAAAACGGCGCGCAGACAAAAGACAGAAGUUUUCACGCCGGCGGCCGCAGCCGUUGGACCCGGCACGCAAACACGGAGGAAAACAGAGAGAAAAAGAGAGAAGAAAAAGAAGCGGGCUGCAUGAAAACAACAACUUGUCCCAUUACAACGAGCCCAGCCGUCGGAGUGUUUUAGGGAAGAAAGAGCGACGGAGAGCGGAGGAGAGUGAGGACGGAGGGAGAAGUUGACCAUGUCUGAAUCCUCCCCGGCUGCGGGAAAGGAGAGAGGCUCUUUCAGUCCUUCCGCAAACCCGCUGCCAAACUCCACUUCCUCCCCCAUCCAUGCCCCCGCCGCGAGGACGGCCAGCCGAAUGGAGGACGACCCCGCCAGGCUGCCUGCACACCUGCGGCUGCAGCCGGUGUUCUGGAGCCGGGACGACGUGGCGCAGUGGCUGCGCUGGGCGGAGAAGGAGUUCGCCCUGCGGCCGAUCACCAGCGGCACCUUCCAGAUGAACGGCAAGGCCCUGCUGCUGCUCACCAAGGAGGACUUCCGCUACCGAUCCCCCCACUCCGGGGACGUCCUCUACGAGCUGCUGCAGCAGAUCCUGAAGCAGAGGAAGUCCCACGUGCUUUGCUCCACUGCUUACUUUCCUGGGAACUCCUUCCACUCCCAGAGCGAGGGCCCCGUGCAGCCCCUGAAGCUGGAAGAGACGGUACGGCGGGCCCCUCGUGGAACAGAGUCGGCCCCCCAGCACCCCCCCACCAUCGAGCUGCGGCACCGCUCCCGCUCCCCCCACAACCCGGGCCCGCGGCGCUCCCCCCCGGAGCCGCACCACCCCCGGGGCCCCGGCGACGACCCGCUCCAGGCCUUCUCCCAGCUGCCCGACAGCAACCACCACCUGCCGGAGGACAUGUACCCGCUGUCGGUGUCUCCCUCGGCCCCCAACGGCCGCUGCAACACGCCCCGGGAGGCCCCGUGCCCGGGCAGCCCGGGGGGCCCGGGGGGCCAGGAGGCCGGCCCUCCUCGCGUCAUCCAGCUCAUCCCCAGCACCAUCAUGAACCCUUUGCUGCUGAGCCCCAACAGAAGCGCGGGCGGCGCGGCGCUGGACUUCCGGCACGGCCGCGGUGGCCUCCCGCAGGAGAACGGGCGGGAAACGAAGGUGCACGUCCACGCCCACGCCCACGCGCUGGUCCAGCAGCAGCUGCUGCAGCAGCAGGAGGAGGCGCUCUACAGGAACCACGUCAUCAUGCCCGUCUCGCCCCCGGGGGAGCAGAUGCCCAUCGGGCGGAUAGCAGACUGCAGGCUGCUGUGGGACUACGUCUACCAGCUCCUGUCAGACAGCAGGUACGAGAACUACAUCCGCUGGGAGGAUCCCGAGAGCAAGAUCUUCCGCAUCACGGACCCCAACGGUCUGGCCAGGCUCUGGGGAAACCACAAGAACAGAACCAACAUGACGUACGAGAAGAUAUCGAGAGCACUGAGACACUACUACAAGCUGAACAUCAUCAGGAAAGAGCCCGGACAAAGACUUCUGUUCAGGUUCAUGAAAACCCCGGACGAGAUCAUGAACGGACAGACGGAGCGGCUGGAGCACCUGGAGUCGGACACAGACGAUCAAAUCUACAUCAAGGAGGAGUGCUGAGGGGUCCGUGAACUACUCGCCACUACGGCAGCCGCCAAUGCCUUUCAGAUCCUUUCAGAGCAUCUUAAAGAAGAAAACAAAUCAAUGUUGAAUCCCCAACGCACAGACGUUUGCUCGUACCGGUCCUGAAGGGGAGGACGCCACACCUGAUCUGUCUUAACAUUGCCUUAGGAUGAUAUUCCCCUGACCUACUGUAAAAAGUACCAAACAACACCUGGGAUCCACCGACGGACACCGCGGAAAGGACUUGGAGUGUCUCUUUAUAAAUCUGUGCUGCAAAAUCACUUUGUGCUUUUAUGAUUCGUUCUUUUGGGUUCUUUUAUCUCCUCACAUGCAUUAGUUCUUGGAUGUUUGCUGUUUGUACAAAGAAAAAUUGGGUGUGUGUGCGUAUGAUAGGGCUGUUUCCACAGUGAAUAAACCUUUUUGAUCA
Molecule: messenger RNA, 2142 nt
Organism: Cololabis saira (Pacific saury)
Lineage: Eukaryota; Metazoa; Chordata; Actinopteri; Beloniformes; Belonidae
Gene: etv6
Product: ETS variant transcription factor 6
Exons: 8
Coding region: 321-1712 (463 amino acids)
Biological process (GO): regulation of transcription by RNA polymerase II; cell differentiation
Cellular component (GO): nucleus
Molecular function (GO): sequence-specific DNA binding; DNA-binding transcription factor activity, RNA polymerase II-specific
Source: RefSeq, a predicted model, not a curated record